This is a messenger RNA of Eleginops maclovinus (Patagonian blennie), 3922 nucleotides long. RefSeq names its product SEC62 homolog, preprotein translocation factor (gene sec62). Lineage: Eukaryota; Metazoa; Chordata; Actinopteri; Perciformes; Eleginopidae. Gene Ontology annotation, biological process: post-translational protein targeting to membrane, translocation. The transcript is spliced from 8 exons. Bases 51 to 1352 code for a protein of 433 amino acids. Gene Ontology annotation, cellular component: endoplasmic reticulum; endoplasmic reticulum membrane. The record is from RefSeq and is a predicted model, not a curated record.
ACUAUGCGCCUGCGCAGGCUCGCGCACGUCGGAGGAGCUGUUGGAGGAUCAUGGCGGAGCGCAGGAGGCACAAGAAGCGGAUCCAGGAGGUGAGCGAGCCCACUAAGGAGGAGAAGGCGGUGGCCAAGUACCUCCGAUUUAACUGUCCCACCAAGUCCACCAACAUGAUGGGCCACCGAGUGGACUACUUCAUCGCCUCCAAGGCAGUGGACUGUCUGCUGGACUCCAAGUGGGCUAAGGCUAAGAAGGGAGAGGAGGCGCUCUUCACCACCAGGGAGUCGGUGGUGGAUUACUGCAACAGGCUCCUGAAGAAGCAGUUCUUCCACCGGGCUCUCAAAGUGAUGAAGAAAAAACCAGAGAAGGAGAUCAAGAAAGAGAAGGAGAAGGAGAAGGAGAAGGAGAAGGAGAAAGAGAAGGAGAAGGAGAAAGAGAAGACCAAAGGCGACAGCAGCAAAGAGGAGGAGAAAAAAGGGAAGAAGGAGAAAGAGAAGAAGAAAGAGUCCGACGUUGCUGAAACCAAGAAGGAGAAGAGCGAUGACAGUCCAGGAACUCCCAAGAAGAAAAAAGACGUGAAGAAGAAAUUCAAACUGGAGCCUCAUGAGGAUCAGCUGUUUCUAGAUGGAAACGAGGUGUUUGUUUGGAUUUACGAUCCUGUUCAUUUCAAGACGUUUGCCAUGGGACUGAUACUCGUCAUUGCAGUGAUAGCAGCCACGCUGUUCCCACUGUGGCCGGCAGAGAUGCGUGUUGGAGUGUACUAUCUGAGUGUAGCCGCAGGCUGCUUUGUGGCCAGCAUAUUGCUCCUUGCUGUCGCCCGCUGCAUCCUCUUCCUGAUCAUCUGGGUGGUGACGGGCGGCCGCCACCACUUCUGGUUCCUCCCCAACCUAACGGCAGACGUCGGCUUCAUCGACUCGUUCCGGCCGCUCUACACUCACGAGUACAAGGGACCGCGCGCAGGCAGCAAGAAGGGCUCCGACAAGACGGACGAGAAGGAGGAAGGCGGCAACAAGGCUCAGAAAUCAGACAGCGACGAGAAGUCCGACAGCGAGAAAAAGGACGGCGAUGAGGAGGAGGAGGAAGAGGAAGAGGAGGAGAGCAAGGAGGUGGAGGAGAGUAAAGAGGCGGAGGGGGAGGGAACGGGGGCGGAGCGCCAUUCAGACACAGACAGCGACCGGCGGGAGGACGAGGGCUCGCAGCACAGCAACGGAAACGACUUUGAGAUGAUCACCAGGGAGGAGCUGGAGCAGCACACGGAGGAGGAGGAGGAGGAGGAGGAAGAGGAAGUGGAGGAGGAAACGAAAGAGAGGAAAGAAGAGGGGGAGAAUGAGACAAGUCCCCAGACUGCUGAAACAUAAACUUCUCACAAUCCCAUCACACUUUCUCUCUCUCUUUCUCUGCCCUCCCCUCCCUCCCUUCCUCCUGCCGAGGCAGAGGAGCGGCUCCAUCUCUCCGUGUUGAGAUCUUCCACUAAACAGUUCCGGGGCAGGACACACCAGGGGAAAGAAAUCAUGGCUACGACAAUGGGGGAUGAAUCAUUUAAAAGAAGCCUUACGGUGGAUCUGAGUCCUCCCACCCACAUGUUAUUUAUGUCAAAACGAAAACUGCCACCAACUUGUUCUCCUGAGGAAGAUUGUCCUUUUUUUCUCACGUCGACUUUGUUUUGGUGUCGUUUCCUCUCAAAUUGUUUUUAUUUAUGUCUCCUUUCUUUAAAAGUCAGUGUCCGAGCCCCCCCCCCCCCCCCCCCCCCCCUGUUGUCUUCGAGCUCCAUGUUGUUAGUACAAUCACGUUAGCCACAAAGCCCUCGUUCUUUCUUUCUUUUGGGGAUGUGACAGGAGAACGCUCCGCAUCCUGUUGAACGCCAGCGGCCUGAAAGCUUUCUCGGGCAGCGCUUAAAGGAGCAAUUCACCCAGAAUCAAAGACAUGCAUCUUCCUCUAACCUGUUGUACAAUUAGCAAUCUAGAUUGUUUUGAUGAGGAGGACUCCAUUAAUGUUUACAUCUCACUCUGCCACUAGCAAGAGCUGCUCGGUAACGGUUGGCGGGGAUAGUUGGGUAGAAAGAGAAGGUCUGUGGAUCAUCCUGAGAAACCCAGUCAUGAUUUGUAGAAAAGGAAAGUGGUGUUAAGGUUCUCAAUUCGACUUUUUUGGUACUUUUAGUAUUAUAAGACGAGUGCCAUGUAGUUCCAUAAUAUUUACAAGAGAAGUGAGCCAUCCUACUGCUGAUAUCUCCAACAAUGGGCAACUCACAAAGACAAACACAAGCUAGAUUGAUAACAAUGCUAAACAGGCAAGAGGAAAAAUAUCUAUCUUUGAUUUUUGGGGAGAACUUUCCCUUCAAAUCUAACUGACCAGCAUGUCUGCUUUGAAACCCACACCCAGCCAGAUGGACCAAACCCUGAAGUUUACUCGAAGAAAGCUAAAGUCGACCAUGUUGUGGCUGGAUGGAGUGUUGUUAGAGUAGUACAGCUAGCUGAGGUACAUUUUCAGCAAGGACAAAUGUUGAUGACAGUGCGAGCAGGUCGUGUUUAACAUUGUGGGACUCAUCUUAAUGUGAUCACCUGGGACACAGCUGGCUGCUUUGUUUUCAGUUGUCGUAAAGCUAAAGCUAGAAGAGGUUUAAUUCUCUAACUGUUUAUCGCAAACCGAACCAGAUAUAAACUCUAGUGCCAAACGCGACUAAUGGUGUGAUGCAGGCUCGUACAGUGUGGAUUGUGAGGGCGAAGGUACGUUUCGGUUGAUUUGUUGAUUUUGUAACCGCCGUGUCAAACUCCUUAAACGUCUUUGAACAAAUAAAAUGAUGAAAAGCGCAGCACAGAGUUGUGAGUGUAGCUAAAGAAAGAUUUUUGGUCUCAAUGAAACCGUUUAGACGCCCAUCGUAAACCAUUUCUGUCUCUCAAAGGCCGUCAUGUGAAAAUCCAGACUGCAGUUUAAUGUCCAGUCAAAGCCGAGUCAGGGGCAGCCGCGGUCCAGUCGGACCUCUCGCAUCACUUUCUGCCUAGAAGACGAAGAUGCUCUCGUUAGUCUUAGCGAGCAUUAUAUUUAAGUAUAAUAAAUGGUAUCAUUUAUAUAUGGAUUCUAUGGAUAUAUCAAAUAUAAACAUAAUAAACUAUAAAACUUUCCUUUCGUUUUGUAUUAGGAGGAGGUAUCAUUUUUAUUUGUAAUGCUUUUUAGUUUUUUAUACGAUCAUAAAGAGCAAACUCAUUAUUUAAAGGAAACAUCUGGGAUUAGAGUAACAGUGGGAAUUUAUUACAUACAUGGUUUUUAUUAUUUUCCACCGUAACAUUGAUUGUUCCACGUGGAUUUGUUUCACUAACAUGGUCAGUUAUUAACCCGAGUUUAAAAAGCCAGUGGCAAAAUCUCUCGUCGUCAAACAUGUUAAUAUAUUCCACACAGCUCUGUACAGUUUCUGUUUCCCCUGAAAGUGAACUCGCGUAGACUGUGUUUAGUACUUCUGUCUCCUGUAAUCCCACUGAGGUUUGUAGCUCUUCAUCUUUCUCAUGUUUUUUCUUUUUGAUUAUAUUUGUUUUCUUCCCAAGACGGGCAAAGUGCAUCUCUGUGUCCUGAGUUGCCAGUUGCUGUACUCUAAAUAUUGGCAUAACCAUUUCACAAAAGAGGAAGAAAAAACGAUUCUCCCAAGUGUUCCUGACUGUUGCACAGUAUCGGUCUGUUGUAUAUUGUAGUAUUAUUACACUAUGCUGCUGCUUCUUCUAAUCGCACAUUUCUGGGGGAAAUAAAAAAGUGAAAUUGUAAAACAUCAUGUUUCAUCUAUGGUCAAAAACCUGUCUUUUGAUCACCUAGUUGUCUUCAUUCUGAUCUAUUUCAUUCUGAAGACUGUCUCAUGCAAUAUUGGAGUAAACUUUAAUAAAACUGGAUGUCUGGAAAUAUAUCUGUAUCUUAUCAUUGCAAUAAAAAUAUAGAAAGCACACAA